Messenger RNA from Rhipicephalus sanguineus (brown dog tick), 2853 nucleotides. RefSeq lists its product as uncharacterized. NCBI's taxonomy places the organism in Eukaryota, Metazoa, Arthropoda, Arachnida, Ixodida, Ixodidae. The record is from RefSeq and is a predicted model, not a curated record. The transcript has 3 exons. Gene Ontology annotation, cellular component: mitochondrion. Gene Ontology annotation, biological process: negative regulation of ribosome biogenesis; negative regulation of translation. Gene Ontology annotation, molecular function: ribosomal large subunit binding. The coding region runs from base 134 to 1150 and encodes 338 amino acids.
CGCAACAGCAGUGGCUGAAGGCUGCAGGUACAGCUGCAGGUAUCGCACAUUUCACGUUUGCCUGAGUAGAGAGGUGGGCUUAGUGAAACUCCGGUCGUCGCUCCGUCGAGGCCCAAGGAGUUCAGACAUCGCGAUGGGGUCACAGAUGGUGCUAACCACACUUUUCAGAGUUGGAGGACUCGGCGUGAGACAAAUGGGCUACCGGGUUGCCGAUGUUCAUUGCGACCAGCUAUGUCAGCGGCUGGUCAACCAGGCCGCUUUACGACGUCAUUUCUCCGCGCGUCACUCGUCUCUGCGGAAAGACGACGCCCUGGACUCAAAAUUGGAAAGCAGUCAAUCAUCCAAGAAGCCCCUGCUGGAGCCUGAUGACGAAACACGCUCAAUUUUGAAUGACAUUUGGCGCGAUUUCGAAUGCGUGCCGCCAAAGCCGAGCCCGGCCGAAGGAGGUAGCAGUGGCAGUAGUCCUGCGCCUGCUGCCGCACCGAAGGGAGACCUGCCAAAAGAAAGCCCAACAGAUGGCCCCCGAGUUCGCAGCCUGCUGCACUCUGCCAGAGCUAACGCCAAAAUGCUAUUUGCAGACGAAGACUCGUCGAUAAUCCUGGACUCUGCUGAGGAGCAAAUGUCUGAUGAUGUGGAUUACAUUCCUCAAAACAUCAAAGUUGAUCCACUGGAAGGCUUCAACUUGAAACGUGGUGAAACAGGUGUCUUUGAAGUUGAAGAGCUGGUUGACAUUCUACGAGAGGAAAAACUGUCUGACAUUGCUGUUAUCACAGUUCCAAAGGAGAUGGCUUAUGCAGACUACUUGGUUUUAGCAACAGCAAUAUCACCACGUCAAGCCCGAGGAGUGACCGAAUUUUUACGAAAAUUGUACAAGCGCAAGAAGGAUAGCACAGACCCAAACCUGGUUAUUGAGGGAGAAGAAAGUGCUGACUGGAAAGUGCUCGACAUGGGGAACGUGGUGUUGCAUGUAUUUUUGGCAGAAGCACGCAAACACUACGAUGUGGAAACCUUGUGGACUGUAGGGAGCCGCUAUGAUGAUCUUUCACACGCAAAGGAUGAUCCAGUCUACAACCUGUUGCAGCAGCAGAUUCAACUGAUGCAGGAGAUGCAACCCAAAGAUCUUAAUGAUCGCUGUGCUCUGCAAUCUUGAUUUACUUUGCAACAUUCGUGCAUCUGCUAUACUGUUAAGUCUGUUCACCUUGUUAUAAGUGCAACCUGUUAAUGUCAGUAUAAGUGUUUCAUACCAGUGUGGAAAUGUCUAGUGAAAAAUAGUUUGUUUGCACUGCACAUGUGUGAAGGGCUAACAAACCUGCUGGUGGAUACUGAAUAUGAAUAAGUGCUAUUUAAAUUGAACUAAGCAUUUUCUGAGCCUUUUGAGAUUUCAUGUUAUUCCUUGCCUCCCAUGUAAUUUUGCUACUGUGCAGCUUGCAGCAGUAUUGCCUAUUAGCACUUGUGACAAUGCAGGGCAGGCUAUUUAAUUUAUAUUAAGAGAAGCAACUGCUAAGUUUCAUAUCAGCCACGUCAUAGACCAUAUCAUUUAUCCAGGCGUACUUACCAUGCAUCUUAGUCAGCCCUCUAGUUUGCAUAUUUAAUUAACAGCAUGCUUCCAAGUGAAAGUACUUUAGCUUAAAUCUGGUUCAUUUUCUGAACCUCUGAAAGUGUAUUCUACAUAUUCCUAGUGUUAUGACCUAGGACAGCAACAGUUCUAGCAUUGAAUGUGUCAUUUUGGGUUGGCAGCUGAGAGGCUGUAUAAUCAGCCCAACCCAUUUUUAUAUUUUUCCACUGUGGUGCAAUUGAGGUACUGUUACAUAAAAUGAAUGGUUAUGACUGCAAGUUACUAUGCAUGCCAAGAUACUGCUGAAGACAUGCAUUGUAAAGGCACGUUCACACCGAGCGCAGAUCCGGAAAGUGGGGAGGCGGAUCCGGAAAGCGGACGCGGAUUAUCCGCAAAAGCGGAAAGCCCGCGGCCGCUUGCCCGGAUCGCUCCUGGACCAAUUUUCUCCGCGCAGAAAAGUUUGCCGCUUUGGCCGCAGCCAAUCAGGGCCCGAGACGCACGUGCGCAGUAUUGCAUAGUGCCGCAAAAUGGCGACGCGUCCACUGUGGAUUAGUGGAUUGCUCCACCCCCCGCGGUGGAGCGGGCAGAAGGCAACGCAGUCGGUCUAAACAGCCACGCGCUCUUGCUCUCUCUCCGCUUGCCCGCUUGUGUGCUCCGCGUUCAGUGUGUGCCUUAAUAGGGCAUGUAUGACAAGCAGCUGUUUGGUUAUGUACUAAUACAUUGUUAAACACAGGGUGAUGCCACUUGGAAGCAGGAGCUUUGGAUAACACAACAUUGCUGAUUUUUUUUAUAAAAGAGCCUAUUAGCAAUUCUGCUUAGUGCACACCAUGUCCACGUUAGUUGCAUUGAACUGAAUAUUACACAGUAUUUUGUAAUGAGUCUAUUACUGAAGUUCUGCAGUAAAAUUGUGCAGUGAAAGACAUUAGUUGCAGUGUUUUCACCAUGACUGUGCACACAAAUUGUAACAAACAUCUGCUUAUACAUACUGCACGUAGCACUCAUCAUAGGUAAUUACUGGCUGAAACUUCGGUGGCUACAGGUGUUGCCAGCCAAACUUACACAACAGCAUUCCUUAUAUUGCCUAAGUAUGAAAACUAUGCAAGUCUUUCUUCUUGCGUCAUUGCAUGAGUGCUACUUCUCAUCGCUGCAACACUUUUUGUCCCAAUGCUAUGCUGCACACAUUUUUGGACUGAUCGACAUUUAAAAAAAAUCUAUAUUGUGCACUAAAUGAGCUGUUAAUGUCGAGAUUGCUGCAGCAGCAGUCUCCUAUUAAAGUGAAGAGCAUAUUUUUGUCAAGG